Penicillium daleae is the source of this 1413-nucleotide messenger RNA. RefSeq names its product xenobiotic compound monooxygenase, DszA family. The record is from RefSeq and is a predicted model, not a curated record. Bases 1 to 1413 code for a protein of 470 amino acids. Lineage: Eukaryota; Fungi; Ascomycota; Eurotiomycetes; Eurotiales; Aspergillaceae. Gene Ontology annotation, molecular function: monooxygenase activity; oxidoreductase activity, acting on paired donors, with incorporation or reduction of molecular oxygen. The transcript is spliced from 4 exons.
AUGGGAGACAUUAGUACAUCAAAUGGCCAGAAUGGCUCUGGCAAUGACAGUGGCAAGAAGCAGAUCCUGAUAAAUGCUUUUGACAUGUCCACAGUGGGACAUCUGUCUCCUGGACAAUGGAAGAACCCCAAAGACAAGUCCGCAACGAAACGCAAACUCGAAUACUGGAUCGAACUCGCCAAGUUAUUGGAGCGAGGUGGCAUCAACGCCUUGUUCCUGGCAGACACUACUGGGGGCUAUGAUACCUACGAAGGCAAACUGGAUGAGUGUAUUCGACGAGCGGCGCAAUGGCCAGUCACGGAUCCAACUAUCCCCAUCAGUGCCAUGGCCGCCGUGACCAAGAACCUUGCUUUCGGCAUUACUGCUUCGACUUCCUUUGAGCAGCCUUUCCUACUCGCGAAGCGCUUUUCUACACUUGAUCACUUGACGAAUGGCAGGAUAGGUUGGAACAUUGUUACUUCAUACAAGAAGGCUGCAUUCAAGGCCAUCGGCGUUGAUACUCCCAUUGAGCAUGACCAGCGAUAUGCCCAAGCAGAUGAGUAUCUGCGAGUGCUUUAUAAACUUUGGAAUGGCUCCUGGGCCUCAGAUGCCCUUUCGCCAGACCCAGAAGCAGACUCGUACGUCAAUCCCGACAAGGUCCGUGAGAUUAACCAUCAAGGAAAGUUCUAUUCUCUGAGUACGCGCCACAUCGUCGACCCGUCGCCGCAGAGAACGCCAUUCUUGUUCCAAGCUGGUACGUCGCCGGCUGGUUCAGCUUUCGCUUCGACUCAUGCCGAAGCAAUAUUUGUUUCUUCCCACUCUCCAGAGGUCUUGCGGCCUAAAGUCCAGAAGAUCCGGGAGUUGGCGGCAGCAAACGGCCGGGAUCCACAGUCAAUCAAGUUCUUUGGCACUUUUACGCCGAUCGUGGGACGAACCGACGAGGAGGCAUGGGAGAAAUACGAAGAGCUGAAGAAGUAUGCUUCAGUAAUUGGCGGCCUAGUGCUUUUCAGCGGGUGGACAGGCAUCGAUAUCUCCAAGAUCCCUCUGGAUCAGGAGAUCACAGAAGCCGAUUCGCUCGAAGCGGGCAAGGUGACUAGUCUACUUGACUCGCUGCUGAAGACUAGUAAGGAUAUUCCGAAGUGGACACCCCGUGUAGUAGCCGAGAAAGCUGCUAUCGGUGGCCUUGGACCAGUGGCCAUUGGUAGUCCGACUACUGUUGCAGAUGAGAUGGAGCGGUGGAUUCGCGAGGCUGAUCUGGAUGGGUUCAAUAUUGGCUAUGUGACCACGCCCGGUAGCUUUGAGGAUCUGAUUGAUCUCGUCAUCCCAGAGCUGAGGAAACGAGGCCUGUAUCCAGAAUUGCCAUCCGAGUCGGAUGAGCCGCUUACUGCUCGUGAGAAGGUUUAUGGCAAGGGCCCAGAAGGAACUGCGCGAUGA